Ilyonectria robusta is the source of this 727-nucleotide messenger RNA. RefSeq lists its product as uncharacterized. Lineage: Eukaryota; Fungi; Ascomycota; Sordariomycetes; Hypocreales; Nectriaceae. Bases 138 to 599 code for a protein of 153 amino acids. The transcript is spliced from 3 exons. The record is from RefSeq and is a predicted model, not a curated record.
UUUCUAGGGCUAUACUUAAGGGCUUGGAGCCUUUGCGUAUCCGUCUAUCCCAUGUCAUAAGCAAUCGGCGAUAUACACAUAAACGCACACAUACGCGGACAUCUAAGCGCACUAUUUUGACCAUCAUCGCUUGCAACAUGUCAGAAGUCGUGAAAAACCGGAUCCAAGUCUUCCUCGAGUUCGACCCUAGCCCUCGGGUCCAGCUCAAGUUUGAGGAGUCGACGCAGGCUGAAGCAUACUUUAAGAUGAUUCAGAGGAGUGCAAAAGCUGGGGUUUCCGAUAUCUCAGGUCGUGACGUGUACAUGACACUUCCUCCAACGAUGAGGAAGCUGGAGGCGCGGCCAUCCCUUGGCGGCUUCUCCUUCAUUUUCAACGAUGCAGAAGCGGCUGGUACAUGGACGGAUGCCCUUUGGGUUUGCGUUUCUAAAACCGGUCUCAAAACUUUGUGCAUCAAACGUGAUUGGACACCCCGGGGGCUCAACAGGGCCCUAGGGGUGGAGGGUGGCGCUGGUGACGACGAGAAGGGCGGAGCUACUGGCAGAGCAGCCCCCAGUACUAUCUUCCUCCAGGCCAUCAACGACGAGUACGACCAUUUCUGACUGGCGGGGAAAGCUUGGGAAUAAAGUAGACAAUGUUAUUAUCAUUUAGCGAUACAUUUGUCGGACACACUUAAAACCCAUAUUAUUCCGAGAUAUUGAAAUCAAAUGAGCAACAGGCAAUAUCACAG